Messenger RNA from Helianthus annuus (common sunflower), 684 nucleotides. RefSeq lists its product as uncharacterized. The coding region runs from base 1 to 684 and encodes 227 amino acids. The transcript has a single exon. Lineage: Eukaryota; Viridiplantae; Streptophyta; Magnoliopsida; Asterales; Asteraceae. The record is from RefSeq and is a predicted model, not a curated record.
AUGGAUGUCAACAAUGAUGAUCAUCAAGAACUAGAGUCACUCGAGACACUUUCCCUCACAGAUUUCCCACUAACAAGAGAUGAAAAUUCAUGUGGUAAAGAUCAUGAUCCUGAUCAUAACCAUAGACCUCCACCAUCACCUAGCCAAGAUUUAUUUGAAUUCUGUAGCGGCGAAUCCAACCGGUUUUAUGAACAACAACACAUGAUGUCUGAUGCAGAAGACAUGAUUUCUGGUGGCAAGCUCGUACCCACCAACUCGAAACACCCUCAACGCGCGCGGUGUGAGUCUAUGCGCGAGUUAAAGAGCACCAACGACAAGGGAACCGCGAGUACUCAACUCUUUAGAAACAGCUACUCUUUUGAUUCCAAAAAGCGCACCCGAAACCUGAAGUUGAACUAUGAACCAACCGCGGAUAACAACCGCAAUAGUUUGAGUAAUAAAUCGUCUUCUUCGAGGUGGACGGAUCUUGUGUUUGCGCCCUUGAAGGUGCCUGCAGAGAUGGAUCUUAAGGACAUCAGGAACAGGCAGCUUGUUCAAAACACUUCAAAAUCAUUGUUUCCUACAGUUGAAGGUGGUGAAAGUUUUGCGGUUAACCGAGUUGGUCAUCACCGGAAGACUUCAUGGGGAGUGCUUGGAUUCCUUAGCUGUAAAAGGUCCGGCAGUGUUGCCGUGACGAUGCCGUAA